CAGAAAUAUAGCAGGAAAAAUGGUUUCCCUCAACCCUGUCAGAAUCUUGAAGAAUGAAGCCGAUGAAGAAAAGGCCGAGGUUGCUCGUCUAUCAAGUUUUGUUGGCGCCAUGGCCAUCGGUGAUCUGAUCAAGUCUACCCUCGGGCCCAAGGGUAUGGACAAGAUCCUCUGGGGAAUGGGUCGUAACGACGGAACGAUCGAGGUGACCAACGACGGAGCAACAAUUCUCAGAUCCGUCGGAGUUGACAAUCCUGCUGCUAAAGUUCUUGUAGAGAUGUCACGUGUUCAGGAUGAUGAGGUAGGAGAUGGAACAACCAGUGUGACAGUGCUGGCCUCCGAGCUGAUCAAGAUUCGCUUCAAUAUUCUCUUGAUGCGUCGCUCUCCUUAUAAUUUUAUUAUCUAUCCUGAGCACACGACACCCUAUUUCCGGAUUGCAAGGGAAGCCCUGGAAAAUGUUGCAAUCGAUCAUUCCUCAGAUCCAGUCAAAUUCAAGGAGGAUGAAGGAUUGAAUAAUAUUGUUGUGUUUGGAGGAUUGAAUAAUAUUGUUGUGUAUGGAGGAUUAUUUGAGAAAUGCAGGUUGAAGGGUUCCGGUAACCUUGAUGCAAUCCAGAUCACUAAAAUCCAGGGGGGAAGACUAGAUGAGUCUUUCCUCGACGAAGGAUUCCUCCUGAACAAGAAGCCCGGUAUGCACCAACCCCAGAGAUUAGAGAACGCCAAGAUUAUGAUCGCAAACACCCCCAUGGACACCGACAAGAUCAAGGUCUUCGGAUCCAGGUAGAACAUCAUCAGAUAUGGAGGGGUUGAUAUGAUCUGCAAGCACGACAUGAACGUGUUCAUCAACAGGCAGUUGAUAUACAACUACCCUGAACAGUUGUUCGCUGACCGUGGUGUAAUGGCUAUUGAACACGCAGACUUCGACGGGAUUGAGCGUCUAGCUCUCGUCACUGGAGCCGAGAUCGUCUCAACCUUUGGCAACCCAGAGCUCGUUAGGAUCGGCAAAUGCGAUCUGAUCGAACAGGUUUCUAUCGGAGAGGAGACUCUGUUGAAGUUCAGCGGAGUCCCCCUGGGUGAGGCGUGCAGUAUUGUUCUCCGAGGAGCUACAGAGCAGAUUAUCGGAGAAGCUGACAGAUCUAUUCAUGAUGCUCUCUGUGUUCUAACUUCUACUAUCAAGGAACCAAGAACUGUUCUGGGAGGAGGAUGCAGUGAAAUGAUAAUGGCUCAAGCUAUCUCAGAGUUGGCCGCUAAAACUCCAGGCAAGGAAUCACACGCUAUGGAGGCUUUCGCCAAUGCUCUCCGCCAACUGCCAAGUAUUAUUGCUGAGAAUGGCGGAUACGACUCCGCCCAGCUGGUUUCUGAACUCAGGGCGCUGCACGCCACCGGCAAGAACACCAUGGGUCUCAAUAUGAACGAGGGCUGUGUUGGAGAUAUGUCCGAGAUGGGUAUAGCUGAGAGCUUCAUGGUGAAGAGGCAGGUCCUGGUUCAAGCUGCCGAGGCCGCCGAGAUGAUCCUAAGGGUUGAUGAUAUCCUGAAGGCCGCCCCCAGGAAGCGGGAGCAGGAUAGAUCACACUGCUGAACAAAAUACUCACCACACAACACUAAUCUAUAUGUCACGGUUGCUUCGUGAUGUAAUUUUUAAUCACGGGUGCUCCAUGACACUUUUAAUCGCGGGUGCUCCGUGACGUAACUCUAACAUGCACUGUAAACAACUAAUAUGAUCUGUUGAAGUUCCAGUCCGUACACUAUUGUGAUCCUUGAACAUUAUUUCCUUGCAGA
This is a messenger RNA of Eurytemora carolleeae, 1773 nucleotides long. RefSeq names its product T-complex protein 1 subunit beta-like (gene CCT2). Lineage: Eukaryota; Metazoa; Arthropoda; Copepoda; Calanoida; Temoridae. Gene Ontology annotation, biological process: protein folding. The transcript has 16 exons. Gene Ontology annotation, cellular component: chaperonin-containing T-complex; cytosol. Gene Ontology annotation, molecular function: ATP hydrolysis activity; ATP binding; ATP-dependent protein folding chaperone. The record is from RefSeq and is a predicted model, not a curated record.